Batrachochytrium dendrobatidis JAM81 is the source of this 321-nucleotide messenger RNA. RefSeq lists its product as uncharacterized. The record is from RefSeq and is a predicted model, not a curated record. The coding region runs from base 1 to 321 and encodes 106 amino acids. NCBI's taxonomy places the organism in Eukaryota, Fungi, Chytridiomycota, Chytridiomycetes, Rhizophydiales. The transcript has 2 exons. Gene Ontology annotation, molecular function: protein binding.
AUGGAACGCAAAUCAAUUAGAGACCAACUUAUUCAGUCUAUAGGGUUCUGUCCCAAAGAUGCCAUAGGAUGGCUGUAUGCCGCACGGGGCUUCUAUAAACUCAAGCAAUUUCAUAUGGUUAUUGAGUGUGUAGCGCCAGCAUUAAGAAACGAACGGACUAAGCGGGAAGGGCAACAUCUGCUGGCGUUUUCAUUACUCAACACCAGUCAACCUGAAGCAGCAGCAGGAGCAUUCUUUAAGAGUAUUGGUUAUGGAAACGAUACAGACUGGCAACCACUUGUAGAAUUGCUCAUGGACAAUCCUAAACUGAAACUCACGUGA